AUGGAUCCCAAGGGCUCAAAGCAGACGCAGGAAGUAUCAAGUUUCUUGAAUAACAGCACAGGGAUGGGCGAGAAUAAGACAGCAGAGAUGAAGGAUUUUCAGAUUGUGGUUGCUGAGAAAGAAGAAGGAAAGAAACAGGCACUGGCACCCAAGAGAAGCUCGAGUAAAGAUAGGCACACGAAAGUUGAAGGUAGAGGGAGGAGGAUAAGGAUGCCAGCCCUUUGUGCUGCAAGAAUUUUUCAGCUGACCAGAGAAUUGGGACACAAAUCUGAUGGAGAAACUAUACAGUGGCUGUUACAGCAGGCGGAGCCAUCGAUAAUUGCUGCAACAGGGACAGGGACUAUACCGGCAUCGGCUUUAGCAGCAGCAGGGGUUUCUAUUUCCCAGCAGGGGAACUCUAUAUCAGCAGGGAUUCAUCAAAAGAUUGAUGAAUUUGGUGGGCAUAUGGCGGGGUCAGGUGGGGGUGGGAAUAGGACUAGUUGGCCUAUGGUAAAUUUGGGGAGACCCCAUAUGGCAAGUGCAGGGAUAUGGCCCCCUGCUGUCAGUGGUUUUGGAUUUCAGUCAUCGUCAUCAUCUUCUGGUCCAUCAACAGUUAAUCUGGGUAGUGAGGGUUCUAAUUACUUGCAAAAGAUUGGGUUCCCAGGGUUUGACCUGCCAUCAAGCAAUAUGGGGCCAAUGAGUUUUACCUCAAUUUUGGGUGCUAGUACUAACCAGCAGCUUCCAGGGUUGGAGCUUGGGCUAUCACAAGAUGGUAAUAUUGGGGUUUUGAAUCCUCAGGCAAUGAGCCAGCUUUACCAGCAGAUGGGACAGUCUAGGAUGCACCCUCAACAGCAGCAGCAUCAGCAUCAGCAGCAACCAUCUCCCAAGGAUGAUUCUCAAGGAUCGGGACAGUAG
Molecule: messenger RNA, 894 nt
Organism: Fraxinus pennsylvanica
Lineage: Eukaryota; Viridiplantae; Streptophyta; Magnoliopsida; Lamiales; Oleaceae
Source: the annotation of a GenBank genome assembly